UACGUCUUUAGGAAUAACAAGUACUAGUCACAAUAGUUACUAGUAAGUAUUUAGCAAUACGUGUUAAAGUGGCUUGUUAUCCAUGGCUGUAUUACAUUUUUUAUGGAUUCCCAGUAUUAACUAUGCGCUCACCACUAUACGUACCUCUGAAUAAGAGCGCCUGCUCAAUUACUAAAAAUGUAUAUAAAGAGUUGGUGAACAUACGGUAUAAAUCUGUUUUGCUCAACUUGGCCACUAUAUUAUCAGUUGAUAGAAGAAGAAUUGAAUAUCCAGAUUAGAUACGCUCAAGCUGCAUUCAAACCCAAGGUGGAAAAUGGCUCAAGAGAAGUACAGCUAUCAAGCUUGUAAAUCAAUUUAAUUGUCCAAAACCCACACCACUAAAUUUAAUACAUUUAUAAAUAAUAUUUUGCUGUUAACAGCAAAUAAUCAAAUUUUCCCCACAAUCUCUUACAUUAUCUGAGCUCCACCCGGCCAUGAACGGAGGAUAAUGUAAGAGCUGUGAUUGUAUUUUCGUACUCUUAUUUUGUAAUGCUAUUCUGUCUUGGCAGAAGAGCAAAGGCUCAUGGGAAACUUCUUUAGUCUUGAUUUUUGAAGGGGGUGUAGAAGUUGAACUGAUAGCGCGUGUUUAUUUGACCCUUAAGCUGUGUAUCACUGACAAUAAAAUAUUAAGUCUAACACAAGUCCGUUGUUUUCGUUAUAAUUGAUCGCUGGCACAAAUCGACGUAAACGGCGUUUCAAAACGUUAGCCAAUCAAUGGUCAUCUCUAGUGCGACAGCAGACCCACAAAAUCGACUAUCGAGAGGAACCAUGCUGUCGUCUAUCAAGCUGCCUAUCGUGAUCAGAGCUGAAAUCAAUUUAGUUCUGGUGGUGCUGACAGCACUUGGAGUCUUUUCCAGGCUUUAUGGAAUUCACUUUCCUAAAGCUGUUGUGUUUGAUGAGGUGUACUAUGGACAGUUUGUGUCUUUGUACAUGAAACGGGUCUUCUUUAUUGAUGAGAGUGGGCCACCUCUUGGUCACAUGAUUCUAGCAUUUGGAGCUUAUAUCGGUGGAUUUGAUGGUAACUUCAUCUGGAACAGGAUUGGAGCAGAGUACUCCAGUAAUGUGCCUGUGUGGAGUUUGAGACUGAUCCCGGCUCUGGCUGGUUCACUGUCGGUCCCUCUGUGUUACAUUCUGGUCGUGGAACUGGGCUACUCACAUCUCACUGCCUUAGGUGCCACGUUGCUCUUCCUCAUGGAGAAUUCCUUGAUUGUUCAGUCCCGCUUCAUGCUGCUGGAAUCUGUGCUCAUCUUUUUCCUAUUGCUUGCUGUUGUGUCCUACCUCCGGUUUCACAAUUCACAAAGCAGUUCUCCAUGGCGACUGGUAUGGCUCCUGCUGACUGGAGUUACAUGUGCGUGCGCUGUAGGGGUGAAGUACAUGGGCCUGUUCACCUACUUGUUGCUGCUGGGCCUGGCGGCCGUGCACAUGUGGCAGCUUAUUGGGGACCGAGCGCUGAGCAAUAGUGUGAUUCUGGUGCAGGUGCUGACCCGCUUCCUGGCCCUCGUGGUUCUCCCCCUGCUGCUCUAUCUUGGCUUCUUCUAUGUCCAUUUGACCCUGCUGUACCGCAGUGGGCCUCACGACCAGAUGAUGAGCAGUGCCUUCCAGGCCAGCCUAGAGGGAGGCUUGGCGAGGAUUACUCAGGGUCAGCCUCUGGAGAUGGCUUAUGGCUCUCAGGUGACCCUCCGGAGCGUGUCCAGUAAACCCAUCCCCUGCUGGCUCCACUCUCACAAGGCAAACUAUCCCAUCAGGUAUGAAAACGGCCGUGGUAGCUCUCACCAGCAGCAAGUCACCUGUUAUCCAUUCAAAGACGUCAACAACUGGUGGAUUAUCAAAGACCCGGGCAGACAGGACCUGGUUGUGAGCAGCCCCCCCCGCCCUGUUCGCCAUGGCGACGUUGUCCAGCUGCUUCACGGCAUGACCUCGCGCUUCCUCAACACGCAUGAUGUUGCAGCUCCCAUGAGUCCACAUGCACAGGAAGUGUCUGGGUACAUUGACUUUAAUGUGUCCAUGCCAGCCCAGAACCUCUGGAAAGUGGACAUAGCGAAUCGGGAGACUGAACAAGAGGUCUGGAAGACUAUUCUGUCUGAAGUACGCUUGGUUCACGUCAAAACGUCAGCUGUGCUCAAGCUGAGUGGCUCCGCCCUUCCAGAGUGGGGCUUCAGACAACUGGAAGUAGUGGGAGAUAAGAUCUACAAGGGCUACCAGCCCACUGGCGUGUGGAAUGUAGAGGAGCACCGCUAUGGCAGAAGUCAGGAGCAGAAGGAGAGGGAGUUGGAGCUGCACUCCCCCACCCACAUUGAUAUCAACCGCAACCUCACCUUCAUGGCUAAAUUCCUGGAGCUGCAGUGGAGGAUGCUGACGGUGAAGCAGGAGACGUCUGAGCACAAGUACAGCUCUUCACCUCUAGACUGGAUCACUAUGGACACCAACAUCGCGUAUUGGCUGCAUCACACUGGCAACGCCCAGAUCCACCUGAUGGGGAACUUGGUUACCUGGUCCCUGGGCAACCUGGCACUGAUGGGGUAUCUCCUCCUCUUCCUGUCCUAUCUGUUAAGGAGGCGACGCAAAAUUGAAGACAUUCCUGAAGACACCUGGCGCCAGCUGCUUCUGGCAGGAGUGGUGUGUGCUGGCGGCUGGGCCGUCAACUACCUGCCCUUCUUCAUGAUGGAGAAGACACUGUUCCUGUAUCACUACCUGCCGGCGCUGACCUUCCAGAUCCUGCUGAUCCCUGUGGUCCUGGAGCACGUUCACACACACGUUCUGCGGUGUACUUCUCACCGACGGGCUCUUCACGGAGCUGUAUUGGCGGGAUUGUCCUCUGUGUACUUGACCUUCUGGAAGUUCAGUCCCCUCACCUACGGCCACCCAGAGCUGAGCGCUGAGCAGCUGGACUCACUGCGCUGGAAGGACAGCUGGGACGUCCUGUUUCGCAGGCAUUAGAUCCGUGAACACCCAAACAGCUGGCCGGGAAGGAACCAGGCCGUGCCUUUGCACAAGGCAGGACGACCCUGAGAGAGUAAAGGCGGUGACUAACCGUUCAAAUGCUAGGCCUUUGUCUGGUAACCAUGGGGUUUCGUCAGCUGGUGCCUGUUCAUGGGAUAAUAACUUUGGAUUCAAGGAACUGAUUUUCAGAGGGACAUUUUUGAUUGGGUCAUGUAAGCUAUUAAUUAUACCAACGUUAAGGCUAUCUUAACUCAAUUUUGUUUUUGUUUAUAAGUCUCCAGUGUUCCUCCCAGCACUGUGACUCCCUCCUCUAAAUUCUGCUGUUCUGCAUGGCCUGGUCAAGCUCCUCACGGUAAUGCUGCUCGUAGUGCUGUGGGCCCCAAACCAAAUGCGCGUAGUGAGCCUUAGUCAGUUUUUUUAGGUAAUAAAUCUGCCUUCUUCCUGGCACAAAGCCACGGGCCUCCACUACCCUCAGGGGGGGACUAACGUGAUCUUAACGGUUCUGAUGGAGGCUCCACUGCCCUCAGGGGGGACUAACGUGAUCUUAACGGUUCUGAUGGAGGCUCCACUGCCCUCAGGGGGGACUAACGUGAUCUUAACGGUUCUGAUGGAGGCUCCACUGCCCUCAGGGGGGACUAACGUGAUCUUAACGGUUCUGAUGGAGGCUCCACUGCCCUCAGGGGGGACUAACGUAAUCUGGACGGUUCUGAUGGAGGCUCCACUGGACCAUAAUAACUGGAAUGAGAUUUGUUCUGUCCCAAACAAGUCACAUGUUUAUGGGUAAAUAACAGUUUAGUGUUUAUUUGUGUUUCUUUUUUAAAUAAAGAUUU
Esox lucius (northern pike) is the source of this 3809-nucleotide messenger RNA. RefSeq names its product protein-O-mannosyltransferase 1 (gene pomt1). The transcript has 20 exons. Gene Ontology annotation, cellular component: endoplasmic reticulum; membrane. Gene Ontology annotation, biological process: protein O-linked glycosylation via mannose. The record is from RefSeq and is a predicted model, not a curated record. The coding region runs from base 754 to 2976 and encodes 740 amino acids. Gene Ontology annotation, molecular function: dolichyl-phosphate-mannose-protein mannosyltransferase activity. NCBI's taxonomy places the organism in Eukaryota, Metazoa, Chordata, Actinopteri, Esociformes, Esocidae.